GGAGCAAACAAGUUUGAAAAGAUUAAGAACGAUAUGAUAGCUAAAUGGGUUGGGAUCCCAAUGAGCAUCUUAGUGGUCUGCACUGCAGGAGCCUGUUACAACCUCUUUGCUUACUUCCAACAGAUUGGAGCACCAAAAGGAUAUAGCUCAACAACAAUGACAGCAAUCAAGUAUACCGUGCUUUUUGGGUAUUACCUUGGUUUGCUACCUGGACUAAUCAAUAGAGCGCUUGGAGACACAAUUGCUCUUUUUAUUGCAGCCUUCAUGGCUGUAGUGUCCUUCACAGCCCUAGGUUUCAUUGUUGAAGCAGACAAUAUGUUCGCAGAGAUCUCAAUGCUUGUGUUCUUGUUUACCGGAGCAAUGAGUGGUGGUAUUGCUACCAUUGCAGCUAUAGUAACUCCAGUUAAAAGUUUCCCAAAGAAUGCUGGAAUCUUGAUCAUUGUGAUCUUGAUCGGUUACUAUAAAAUUGCUCCUUACUUCGAGUUUGCUAUUAGAAGCGCCUUCUUUGAAGAGCCAGAUUUAAAAUGGUACUUCAUUGGAGUUGGGCUCAUCCAAGCACUUAUCUUCGCAGUUGGUGCAAUAGUGAUUAAAGAAGUAGAACUCGACGCUAGCAUUGAGAAUAUGAUAAAAAAAUACGAUGUGAUGGGCCUCCUGGCUUAUGUCCUCAUCGAAGUAAUCUUCUUCUGAGCUUUUUAUAUCGUUUCACUAAUCUAUGAGAACUGGUUUGUUGGCGGAAUCAUGUUCAUUGUUGUUCUUGUACUGAACUUUUUGACUGUUGGAGCAUCAUUCUAUAUCGUCUACUCAAAAGCUAAAUCUGCAGGACUGAAAGGACUCUCUUUGAAUAAAGAGAAGAGAAAGGAGAUCAAAUUUGAAGAAAUGCUGGGCACUCCUAAAUAUUUAUGUUUGGCAUUUUCUUCCCUCUGAGUGAUCGGAAUCACAUGCACUUUUAGUUUCAACAUCUUCCAGAUAGCCUUUGCAUUAGGAGAGAUCGACUCAGCUGAUAACUUGCUCGAUGCCUUCUGGGGAGCAGAUAUGUUUGGGCGUAUUGGUGGAGGACUUUGCGCUUAUUUCCUGAUUGAUUCUAUCAAUGGGUACAAGUGGGCUAUUGGAGCUGGAGCUUGCGCAGCUUUCGGCUUUGGACUAGCUCUUCUCACUGAGCCAGUUGGUGGUGUGUUCCUCUUCAUGGCUACCCUCUUGAUCGCCUUUGCUUCAGGACUUUUCUGGGUACUUGUACCUUCAAUUGUUAUGGAAGAUGCUGGAGAGACUAAUUUCGGACUUAACUGGGGAUUCACGUUGUUCUUGAAUGUUCUUGGAAUGCUAAUCUUUGGAGAAUUCUUUGAUUUUGUAUAUGAAUGGCAAGCAGGAAAUGAUAGCGGAAAAUGCUCUGGAGGAAGCUGUAUUCUUAUUCAAUUCAUCUUUUUCGGAAUCUUAGGACUUGUUGCUGCUGGACUUUGCUUCUACGCUCUUGGUGAAGACGAGAAAGGAGAAAAAAAGGAUGAUAAGAAAGACAAAAAAUCUAAAGAUAGAGGAAGAGGAAAAGACAAGGGCGGCCGAGACAAAAAGAACGGAAAGUCUAAGUCUAAAGAUAAGAACUCUAAAUCCAAGGAUAAAAAAUCAAAAUCCAAGAAUAAGAGCAAGUCAAAGAAGAAAUAAUUUU
Moneuplotes crassus is the source of this 1657-nucleotide messenger RNA. Lineage: Eukaryota; Ciliophora; Spirotrichea; Euplotida; Euplotidae. The record is from the annotation of a GenBank genome assembly.